AUGGAGACAUUUGCUGCAACGUUAUUCAUUGUCGAAAACCCCUCUCACAAGAAACACGCGCUUGUGUCACCUCUUGUUCACACAUUUUUUGCAUGGAUUGUGCAAACCAUCACUUUUCAAAAGCACUCGUAUGUCCAGCAUGUGAAACUAGUCUUACCCAAAGGUGAGUGUCUCCUUCAAAGGAAUGACACCGUUACUUAUCCCAUUCCUCCCACCAGCGAUGAUAUCGUCUUGUCCGAGCUUAAUCCAACGGAGCAAUAUAAAUCGUCAGUGUUGGCAGGAAUGCGACCCGAUAUCAUUAUGGAUAUAGCAAGCCGAGCCAUUGCAUUCUAUCAUUAUCAGACUACGCAAGAGAUUUGCUAUCGAGCUAUGGUCCACCAAACGUUGGAGACAAGAUGUAACACUUUUCAAGAAAGGCUGCGGAACGUCUCAAGCGAGGCACAGCGGGCUCUUCAAGUCGAAAGAGAGCAUACACAAGUUGCCAGGCGAGAGCAGGAGCAAGAAAAGCGUCGUGCACAUGAUCUUCAAAUGCAGCUUCAAGAAAAAGUGAGGCAAUUUCAAAAACUGCAGACGCUCUAUGAGAAACUUAAACGUAAAAUGCUGACAUCAAGCAUGCAACAAUCGAUGAUACAGCACCAAGACAAUGCAUCCAUGUCAACAGGAGGCAAUAUUCAGCAACCAAUGCCAAUGGCGCCUCGACCACCAAUCUCUUUUCCUUCAAAUAAUUUCGAAUCAGCUCCUGGCACCUACAACAACAAUGUUCCCACAGCUACAAACACACCCGCGCAUUCUAUGAUAUAUCAACUACAACAACAAGGGCGACCACCACCACCACCGCUUGGAUCCUUUGAACGUCCACCUGCACCACCAACAACGUUAGAGCCAUCCUUUCAGCCUCGUAUACCGCGUCGCCCAAAUUCAACUUUACCACGUCCUUUCAUACCAAAUACACCAAAUGCUCCAAUGACAAACGAACGAUUUGCUCAUCAUCGUCAGCCAUUCGACAACCAAACAGUAGCAGGAGUUCACUUUCAGCAUCAUCCACAACAUCAUUAUCAUAAUAUGCAACGUGGUAGUAUGAGGAUGGUAAAAGCUGCACGACCCUUGAAUGAUAGUGGAAAGAUCUAUGCUACAGUGGUAUCACCUCCUCCAGGUCGUCCUCCUAGAAUACCAGCUUCUGUGGCAGCAAUCUCAGUGGCAGGAACAGCUCGAAGAGCAUCACGACGCCCACAGCAAUCACGGAUCAAUUCUCCUUUCCGACCCCCUCCUCCAAGAUAA
This is a messenger RNA of Lichtheimia ornata, 1278 nucleotides long. RefSeq lists its product as uncharacterized. Gene Ontology annotation, molecular function: ubiquitin protein ligase activity. The record is from RefSeq and is a predicted model, not a curated record. Gene Ontology annotation, biological process: reciprocal meiotic recombination. Gene Ontology annotation, cellular component: synaptonemal complex. The transcript has 8 exons. NCBI's taxonomy places the organism in Eukaryota, Fungi, Mucoromycota, Mucoromycetes, Mucorales, Lichtheimiaceae. Bases 1 to 1278 code for a protein of 425 amino acids.